This is a messenger RNA of Manihot esculenta (cassava), 3042 nucleotides long. RefSeq names its product LEAF RUST 10 DISEASE-RESISTANCE LOCUS RECEPTOR-LIKE PROTEIN KINASE-like 2.1. The coding region runs from base 165 to 2168 and encodes 667 amino acids. Gene Ontology annotation, biological process: protein phosphorylation. The record is from RefSeq and is a predicted model, not a curated record. Gene Ontology annotation, molecular function: protein kinase activity; polysaccharide binding; ATP binding. NCBI's taxonomy places the organism in Eukaryota, Viridiplantae, Streptophyta, Magnoliopsida, Malpighiales, Euphorbiaceae. The transcript has 2 exons.
CGUAAUCAACAAUUAGGCAAGUACCAUUCCUUAAUUUGACUGGUAAAACUCUUCAAUGUCCUUUUAUUGUCAUUUUGUCAAAUGUUAAACUAGUUUUCCUCCCUCUUCCGUAAUAUGUAAACUACUUUCAAAUUCUCUCUCCUUGUUUCUCUCUUUCUCUGCAAAUGAAGCCCCUUUUCUUCCUUACAUUGUCUUUGAUUUUCAUCAUUACUAUAGUCUUCCUCUGCCCUCCUCCGUCUGUGCUUGCUAGUGAUGCGCAAUAUCAAAACUGCAGCACAACAUUUCGGUGCGGAAAUAUUACAAACAUUGGCUAUCCUUUCUGGGGUUCGAACCGACCCGAUUAUUGUGGCAACCCCAACUUCUGGCUUACUUGCACUGACCAAGCUGCCGAGAUCACCAUCAAGAAUUUAACUUACCAAGUUCUUGAAAUCGAUAGCCAGGCAAAGUAUCUUAAGGUUGCUAGAAAAGAUUAUAUAGGAGACAUCUGUCCUAACCUCCUCAUCAACGCCACUUUGGACUUCGUCCAUUUCAGCUAUGCUUCGGAUGAUAUUCAGAAUAUAACUCUAUACUAUGGUUGCUCCACGUCUUUUACCCCAACUACCAUUUCAUGGAUUUCCAAUCAGUUUACUUGUAACUUAAAUGGCAGCAAUGGCAAAGGUUUUUACGCGACAAGGAACAUUGACUUCAGUAAUGCUACAAUAACCAAUUUAUUGGAGUCGUGCAACAAUAGUGUUAUCGUUCCAGCAACUCAAUCAGCUGUUGAGACUUUAGAGAAUAGUCUAACCGAGGAGAAUUUGGUUAUAGCUCUGGAGAAAGGUUUCGGAUUACAGUGGGAAGCAAACAAUCCCGUUUGCGAGACGUGUACACUUUCCGGUGGGACAUGUGGUUACAACACAACUACUAAUUCAUUUGCUUGUUAUUGCACUGAUCAGCCUGCUGAUCAGUUUAGUUGUAGAGAAUCUAAAACAAAUAAUCCAUCUGAAUCAUCAGGGCUUGCAAUAGCAGCUGCCUCUGUAAUCACCUUUUCUUUAGGAUGCUACUGUUGUUUCAAAAGGCAAGGAAUUUGCAGCGGCAAAACAAUGACAUUGCAAUGGAAGAAUGCAAAACGAGAAGAAAAGAUGGAGACAUUCUUUAUGAACUAUCAUAGUCAAAAGCCAAAGCAAUAUUCAUAUUCAGAUAUAGAGAAAAUGACAAACUCAUUCACGCAAAAGCUAGGGGAAGGGGGAUUUGGAGGUGUCUACAAAGGAGAGUUGCCAGAUGGUCAUUCUGUCGCAGUAAAAGUCCUAAAUAAAUCUACAGGCGAUGGAGAAGAAUUUAUCAACGAAGUAGCAAGUAUUAGUAGAACUUCCCAUGUAAACAUAGUUUCUCUUUUGGGGUUCUGCUAUGAAAGGACUAAAAGAGCUUUGAUCUAUGAAUACAUGCCCAAUGGAUCACUAGAUAAGUUCAUAUGCGGUCAAUCUUCUGAGCUAGGAUGGAAAAUAUUAUAUGACAUUGCAAUUGGCAUUGCUAGUGGUCUAGAAUACUUACAUCGUGGUUGUAAUACCAGGAUUGUGCAUUUUGAUAUAAAACCUCAAAAUGUUCUUCUAGAUGAAGAUUUUUGUCCAAAAAUCUCAGAUUUUGGUCUUGCAAAGCUAUGCAACAAAAAGGAAAGUAUACUUUCAAUGCUGGGUGCAAGAGGGACUCCCGGAUAUAUAGCUCCAGAAGUAUUCAUGACAAGCUUUGGCAGGGUUUCAUACAAGUCGGAUGUGUAUAGCUAUGGAAUGAUGAUUCUUGAAAUGUUUGGAGGAAAAAACAAUAUUGAUUUUGGAGCAUCUCAGGACAGUGAAAUGUAUUUUCCGGAUUGUCUUUAUAAGCGUCUCGAAUUGGGGCAGAAUUUUGUGCUUGAUGAGAAUAUACAAGUUGAGGAAGAACAGACAGUCAUCAGAAGGAUGAUCAUUGUGGGAUUGUGGUGCAUCCAAACCAGUCCUUCAGAUAGACCAUCAAUGACACGUGUCUUAGAGAUGUUGGAAGGUAGGCUUCAGCCCUUGCAAAUUCCACCAAAACCUUUGUUAUUUUCUACUGCUACACCCAUGGAGCACUCCAGAGCAACGCAUCUGUGGUCACAAAGCAAUCAAGAGGUGGUCUCGUCAUUAGCUGAAGUUGAAUUAGCACCCAAUUCAAAACAGUAAGUGGUAAUUAAUCUGCAACUUCAGAAUUAGAGAUAAGAAACAGGGAUUUAUCUGGUGCUUGUAAGAGCUUAAAGAUAACUGUUAUCUUCCAACUUACAUAAGAUCCUUUGCAUCUCAGACAAUCAGAUCUGACAUACAAUUUUGAUAUAUAGAAAAUUAGAAAUCCCAUAUAUUUGGUUUUGGUAUAGCAAAGGAAUGAGCCUGCCUUUCACGUAGCCAUCAACACCCAUCCUGGCGAGAUGGAAACAGUCCAAGCACCCAUACCAGCUUAUUUCAGAUUAUAAUAAUUUAAGUAUGAUAACUCAUGCUAGCUUUUAAACCCAUUCUUGAUCCUUAUCUAGGCUAGCCAUAUUUGUAAAUUUUGUUCUUACAGUGUCCCUACGUAGCCUUUUCUUAAUCUUUUUUUCGGGAAUUCUAAAAUUUACAUAUAUGCAAUGACAGAGAGCUAAACCCAGAAAAUAAGGAGGCUAAAUAUCAAAUUUAGCAUAUAUUUGUAUAAAUAUAAUAUUUUACCCAUAAAAAUAUAUAUCGAAUUGGAACCCCCAUAAUAAUACAAUACAAGCACAUCUCGAUAGCUUUGUUUGGAGGACAUCAGCACCUAGACUUUUUUAGUCCCCAUAUUUCUGUUCUCUCACUCUCUCUAAACCCUAAUCACUUCCACAUUUCUUAAAGAUUUACAAACUACAAGACAGAACUUAAGUACAUGAUGUUUAGAACGUCUAAGCUAUAUUGCAUCAUAUGGACAAUGCAAUUAGGAAUUGGGAAAUUCUGGCAGAAGAAACUACUAAAUACCACAUCAACCUCAAAGCAAAACUCACCUAACAAGCACUACACAGUGAACAGAGCAAAAUCCCUAAGUUAACAUCCCUGAAUA